AUGGUCCCUCCCACCACCACGCGGCCCGAUGGGCAGCUCAAUAUAAAUUUAUCUGGAUUGACUCCCAUCAGCGAGCCUUCUUCGGUGCCCACCAGCAAAUCUCCUUUUGGUGGUGCAAAAUCUUCGUCGGGAUUGGCAGGGCUCUCCAAUGCAAGAGUAGGAGCUGGCUCUCCUCUUCACGAACAAGCUUCCCGGCUGUUUCCAAAACGUACACGAGAAUUGCAGUCUCAGACUUCUUUAACCCCUAAUAUCUGGGGUCCUCCAACCAGUGGCACCUCAACCCCACUGUUUGAGAUUCCGGAAUCCCCCAACCAGGAUGGUUUCCCAGAUUUGGUGCCUCUGACCGAGACUGGGAUAAACAGUCCCGCAAGACGAGGACGAGCUGGCACCUUACCCUCCAGAAUAUCCCCAGUUGGUACAAUCAAUGGAGUGAAUGUCCUAACAUCCAAGACUUCUCGGCCAACCCCUACCACGAGUCCGUUUCGACCCGGUUCCACGUCCGCUGCCGAAACCGCAUUCUACUCGACGGCCUCUAACCAGACCAACGCGGGAACUUCAACUCUUCUAUCCAGGCUUCGUGCCGGAAGCAUGCCUCAACGGUCAAGCCUCCUCGGGCCUUCUGGUCCGUUCGGUCAGAACGCAUUUAGUUCCAGCUGGGGGACGAGGACUCGGGCUGCCACUCUGACAAGUAUUAGUUCUGCUGAGGAUCCCACCUCUCCCCAGCCGUCUGGCUACUCCAAGGAUGGUAUGUCCGACUCCGGAGUCCGCACUCUUGACUACCUCGGGCUUGCCGAACCUCCCCAGCAUUCGAAACCUGAUGGUCUUCGCCAAGGCAUGGAUGAUUCCUCCCGUCUGCAGGACCCCAGCUUGUCCGACGUAUUAGCUGGUUUUGGACUGCGUAAUUCCAGUCGGUUCAGGUCUUUCUCUGUCAACACACAAUCCAAGUAUGCGACUGAAGCCCAAGACGGAAGCAAUAACUUUCCGCCGUUUGCCAGCGGUUCGUUGACUCCCUCAGCGCAAGCGGCCCUGGAAGCCGAGUAUGAGUUGGUCCAAGAGAAGGUUCGGCUGCAUAAUCAAGCAGUUCAGGCGUUCGCGGUGAAUGCCAGUGCUGCACGCCCGCGAGCUCGAACUGCCGGACUUGUCGAGACACCUCAACGCACGUCACUUCGUAUUUUAUCACAACAGCCGGCGGACAACCUUGGUAUGGCGUUCGAUAUGCAAGGGACAAAUGCAAUGGACCAGUCCAGCCUUUCAGACACUCUACAAAAUUUAGCCAUUGCCGAAAACGCGACCUUGUCGUAUGAAGGCAUGGACGAAUCAGAAGUCCAGGUCUCCCGAUCCCUGUGGAUAGGCUCGAUCCCGAAUUCCACAACAAUGUCCUCCCUGGACGCCAUCUUCAACCGAUAUGGCCCGAUUGAAUCAACAAGGGUCCUCACGCAUAAGAAUUGCGGCUUUGUCAAUUUCGAAUCUGUUGAACACGCCGUCCGUGCUCGGCAGCUGCUCAACGGCAAAGAAAUCUUCCCUGGCGCCGGACCCGUUAGGAUCGGGUUUGCAAAGGCUCCAAAUGCGUCUGUCUCGUUGACUCCUGUGCAGAACGCCACGCCUCCACCAGGGGCAAAUGGAAAUGGCGAAGCAGGAGCUUUGCAAGCCAAGGAUGCCACUGGCAGCCCUACUAGCUCGACGAACAUGCAGCAAACACUGAGUUUACCAGCUCCCGACCGCCUCGCGGAGCUGCAUCCGGAGAUAUUGCAAAUCGUGCUCGAUUUUGGCGGGCAGCAGUCGGAGUUACCCACCAUCUCUACAAAUAUUGAGAGUGCUAUUCGUUUCAGUCGUCUGGAGAAAGAGAUUCCUCCCAUUCCAGAACCGAGUUCUACGAGAAUGUAUGAUGCUCCCAGGCUUCGGGACAUUCGCAAACGAAUUGACAACGGAGCCUGCGGACUGCAGGAGAUUGAGCAGAUCGCCAUCGACAUGUUGCCUGAAAUUGCAGAAUUGUCUUCGGACUACCUUGGGAACACCGUGGUCCAGAAACUCUUUGAAUAUUGCUCCGAGCAAACAAAGGAACAAAUGCUGGCAUGCAUUGCGCCUCAUCUUGCUGAAAUCGGAGUGCACAAGAAUGGCACCUGGGCCGCCCAGAAGAUCAUCGAAGUGUGCAAGACCGACAGCCAAACACGGAUGAUUGUCGACUCGCUUCGCCCCUACACCAUCCCCCUUUUCCUCGACCAAUACGGUAACUAUGUUCUUCAAUGCUGCCUCCGUUUUGGACCACCGUACAAUGAUUAUAUCUUCGAGACCAUGCUUAGCCAACUGUGGGAAAUUGCCCAAGGACGAUUCGGGGCCCGGGCCAUGCGCGCUUGCUUAGAGGCUCAUCAUGCUACAAAGAACCAGCAGCGCAUGAUGGCUGCGGCGAUUGCUUUGCAUAGCGUCCAACUUGCCCAGAAUGCGAACGGGGCACUGUUGUUGACCUGGCUCCUUGACACCUGCACCUUCCCUCGUCGGCGGUCAGUUUUGGCCCCAAGAUUGAUCCCUCACCUCGUUCAACUCUGCACCCACAAAGUUGCAUAUCUUACUGUGCUCAAGAUCAUCAACCAACGAAAUGAGCCGGAGGCUCGUGAUAUGGUCCUGAAUGCCCUAUUUUUCAGUCCGAAUGACAAUGUGCUUGAACAGAUUCUGUGCGAUCAAACCUCUGGGGUGACCCUAAUCUUCAAGAUACUGACCACUCCAUUCCUUGACGACCACAUGAGGCCCGAAGUGGUCCAAAAUGUGUCCAAAGUCCUGACCAAGAUAAAGGCUCAACCGAAUCAGGGCUACAAGAGAAUCAUGGACGAAGUUGGACUGUCGUCAAGGCCCAGCCAACCUGUCAUGCAACAAUUUCCUUCCCAUGGGCACCCGAACCUGAACGAUCGGGUCAGACCGAUGGCUCAACCGCAACAUGUCCCAGUGAAUGGAUUGCAACAGCAAAGUUUUCCCCAGCGGCAGUACAGCGGCAACUUCGUCCCCAAUGGCAGUUCCUUCGAGAGCGGUCUCAGUCCAAUUCGAACAGGUUCAGCCGACUCCUUUGGUUUCGCACCUUACACCGUGAAUGGAUUCCAGUCUCAGUCGCAAUAUUCGCAGCUUCCUUAUCAACAGAUGACUCCUCAAUCUCAAUACCAGAACUUUCCGGCUGCAGCGCCGCAGCGGUCCAACAACGGGUAUAUGCCCAAUGGUUAUGCUGCUUACGCAACGCCCCCUUCGACGGUCGAUCCUUUCCGUCCGUUGCAGAACCCAUCAUCUUCGCCCCUCUCUUUCUCAGCACAAAUGAGUCCCGUCAUGGGCUCUACCGGUUUCCCUCCGCAGAGCUUCCAGCAGAAUAUGCCUUCUAACAUGUACAAUUACCCUCAACAACAAUUUUUCUUCUCUCCACCAAUGCAGACGGUUCAUUCCGGAGGGCGAGGCCGUCGGGUACGUACUAUCUUUCUCCCGGCCUGGUUCUUGAUACUAACUUCCAUCAGAGAUAGAGAAUUUCAUUUGCGCACACAUAAAGAGUGA
Messenger RNA from Fonsecaea multimorphosa CBS 102226, 3525 nucleotides. RefSeq lists its product as uncharacterized. Bases 1 to 3525 code for a protein of 1174 amino acids. Lineage: Eukaryota; Fungi; Ascomycota; Eurotiomycetes; Chaetothyriales; Herpotrichiellaceae. Gene Ontology annotation, molecular function: RNA binding. The record is from RefSeq and is a predicted model, not a curated record. The transcript has a single exon.